AUGGCGACCUCGACGGCAACAACCACUCAGGUUAUAACAAAACUGCCCUCUCUCCGCCGGGUGUCAAGCGGUUUCACCGUGGCCCGCAACUUCCAUCUUGAUGAGGAGACCGAGCUGCAGCACCCCCCUGCGGAAGGAAUACAGUCGGAUCCAUACUCAUUCAGACGUGCUAUCAAGACGGAAGGGGAGCUGCAGGAACUGCGCAGAAAGAAGGGAGGCAGGAUGCUCGCCCGAUACCAUGCUCGCCAGAAUGAGCUCAUUCACAGCUUGCUGACCCCGAUGGAUGAAAUCACGCUGCAGGCCAAAGAGGCGGAGGAGGAAUCCAAGACACCUGUUAAGAUCGCUGUGUGGGCAAGUUUGCUGGCGAACUUCUGUCUUUCUGUACUCCAAAUCUACGCGGCCGCUUCCUCAGCAUCCCUCUCCCUACUUGCGACAGGCAUCGACUCUGUUUUCGAUAUCGGAAGCAACGUCAUGCUGUUUUGGCUGCAUAAAAAGGCGGAGAAGUUGGAUGUGAAUAAAUGGCCUGUGGGUGGAAACCGUCUAGAGACGAUUGGUAAUGUUAUCUAUGGAUCUUUAAUGGCAGCGGUGAAUUUGGUCGUCAUUGUCGAAUCCGUACGAACUCUCAUCGACCACAACAAUAGCGAUGACACCAACUCUUUCCACUUACCUUCAAUCAUCGCUGUUGCAGCCGCACUCGGCACGUAUCUGUCCUCCUGUGCCUGUCGCACUAUCUUAAUCGGAAAUAUUGCAGGUGUGAAGGUGCUACUCUUCAUCUACUGCUUUUCCGUGCGAAAAGCAUCCAGUCAGGUUGAAAUUCUGUGGGAGGAUCAUCGUAAUGACUUGUUCGUCUAUAGUUUCGGUAUUCUCAUGUCUGCGGGAGGUAGCAAGCUCAGGUGGUGGUUGGAUCCUGCCGGUGGAUUUAUUAUUGCUUUAGGUGUGAUUUUGGCAUGGACUCGUACAUCUUACAAGGAAUAUGCCUUAUUGGCGGGCAAAGCCGCCCCCCAUGAUUUUGUUCAGCUCGUCAUCUAUAAGGCCCUGACAUUCAGCCAUGAAAUCGACAAGAUAGACACUGUGCGAGCAUACCACAGUGGACCCGAAUAUUUUGUUGAGGUCGACAUUGUCAUGCCCGGUGACACGCCUCUGUGGAAGUCCCACGACAUUAGCCAGGCCAUGCAAGACAAGAUUGAAGCACUCCCGGGGGUCGAAAGAUGCUUUGUUCAUGUGGAUCAUGAAACAACACACAAACCGGAACAUCGCAAAGUGGAAUGAAAGGAACCAAGAUCUUGAGGAUCGGCUCCCACUAGUAGCUACAUUGAUAGACUUGCAUGACUCUAUGUUACACUUGCGGUUGAUGGGAAGGGAUAACAUGCCAAUGAUGUACCUAAAGUAGUGCUCUACCAGACUCACCUUCCUCCACCAAUCGCGCCCAAUCAGACCUCCAUUGAUCGAUGUCUCUUCGCAGCUUCUUGUCAUCCAACAUGUGGCGAAUCCACGCCAGCAUGGAGUUCUCGUCCUGCGGUACGAAGUAGGAUGACAACAAGGAAAGGAUCGUUUCAAAGGUAGCGUCUGGCGAUGCGAGGUGGUCCUUCAACACCCAGAUGAUGCUGACGGCCAUGGCUACCAUCAGAUCGCGACCCUCGUAGAAAAAUGCAUCCCAAAUACGAAUUUGAGUUUGAAAUGGGACGACAUUGGCAAAAAGCGUAAUGUACCACUUAGUAGCAUAAGAAGUUGAAGAUAUCGUGUUCUUUCGGAACGACGCAUAAACGUCAGGCAACAUCGUUUCCAUGAUCCGUUCCUGCACGUACAAAUUCUCGAGGAGACCAGGAAAACCGGGCUGGAAGAUGCUGUGCAUAUGGUAGUCAUCGUGUAAUCUUACCAUGCACGUAUAUGCUCGCUCAGGCUGAAGAUAACACAACAAGGUGGAGGCGAUAGGACCCAUGCCUUGAACAUACCCGCAAUCUGGGCAAAGGAGAGAAAAGCAAUGGAGAACCCGGAAUAAGGAUCGUUGACCUAAACCAUAGCGUGUGUAAAAGAACACAUGGCCAGUGAUCGUACGGGGUACAUCGAGAUCGAUUUGUAUGUCGAAAGUGGAUGGAUGGUUGAUGAGCUCAAAGUAACGCUGCUGUAAUUGUUCAACUGAAAGACGCGAACGAGGCACAUCUAGCCAAUUGAGUCUGCUUUCUAUGACUGACCACCAAGCAGCUCCCCUCCAUCGAUCCGGCACUCCCUUGUAUAGUCGAGAUCGCAACUUCCGUCCUUUCCGUUCGUCGAAAGUCCAUGCAGCCACAUUCCCUCCAUCGUCUCGCUUUGACACUCGCAUCAUACGCUCCCAUUUGUCCGUCCUCUCAAUCUCCUUAUCUUUUGGCACUUCUCGCAGUUUAGGUGGCACACGUAGCUCCGGUGGGCUUGGCGACAUAGACCGCGACGCGAGCCUGACGUGGGUCAAGCGUUUCUUCAGCGGCAAUGCCGGCAACAAAGCAAGACGAGCAUCGUGGUGGGCUUCUGACACCAUGUAAAAUCCAUACCGAUCCAGGCUCUUCAACACCCCUUCCUCUUUCUCGGUGAGGCCACUUUCACUCAGCUGGCUUCCUUCCUGGACAGAAUACGAGGAAACCACUCUAGUGCGGGUUCUCUCUAUGCCCUCAUCGUAACCAUCUCCGGGCACUCCCUCGUGGUCCAGGGUUGCAUACGUCGCUCGGACAUGAUAGCAAUCGUCGUCUUCGUCAGGCGCCUGCACUGAGUACGCUUGAGAG
Dacryopinax primogenitus is the source of this 2753-nucleotide messenger RNA. RefSeq names its product CDF manganese transporter. The coding region runs from base 1 to 1269 and encodes 422 amino acids. Lineage: Eukaryota; Fungi; Basidiomycota; Dacrymycetes; Dacrymycetales; Dacrymycetaceae. Gene Ontology annotation, biological process: monoatomic cation transport; transmembrane transport. The transcript has 19 exons. The record is from RefSeq and is a predicted model, not a curated record. Gene Ontology annotation, molecular function: monoatomic cation transmembrane transporter activity. Gene Ontology annotation, cellular component: membrane.